This is a messenger RNA of Quercus lobata, 637 nucleotides long. RefSeq names its product histone H1-like. The transcript has 2 exons. NCBI's taxonomy places the organism in Eukaryota, Viridiplantae, Streptophyta, Magnoliopsida, Fagales, Fagaceae. Gene Ontology annotation, cellular component: nucleosome; nucleus. The record is from RefSeq and is a predicted model, not a curated record. Gene Ontology annotation, molecular function: nucleosomal DNA binding; double-stranded DNA binding. Gene Ontology annotation, biological process: nucleosome assembly; negative regulation of DNA recombination; chromosome condensation. The coding region runs from base 21 to 344 and encodes 107 amino acids.
AUGUGGUGCGGCAUUGGUUGAUGAUCAAGGAAGCUCUGUUGGCUUUGAAUGAAAGAAGUGGGUCGAGUCCAUACGCUAUAGCAAAGUACAUGGAAGAGAAGAACAAGGAUGUGCUUCCUCUGAAUUGCAAGAAGAUUUUGGGCCUCCAAUUGAAGAACUCUGCUGUAAGAGGAAAGCUUAUCAAAAUCAAGGCUUCGUAUAAGCUAUCUGAAAUGGCUAAAGAGGAGAAGGUUACAACUAUAAUAACCAAGGCUGUGAAGAAACCUGAUGCUACUAAAAAGGCUACGAAGAAGGUCACGAAGAAAGUUGGGCCUAAGAAGACGAAGAAAUUGACUCCUGCUUAGCCUAAACAGCCCAAAUUGAUUAAGUCUCCUGCUGCUAAGAGAGCCAAGAGGACUGUUGCUUGAGUCUGUAGAAAUUGGAUAAAAAUAAGUGGUGUUUGUUUUUUUGAAAAAAGUUUAGGUCUGUUUAUAUGAAGUCUAUGGUUUUAAUGAAGGAAGUGUUCGGGUUUACUUAGUCUUUUUUGUUUGUUUGUUUAGACAUCAAUGCUGAAUGGAACUGACUUUUCUUUGCUUCCUCUGUGAAAUGGGUUGCUAAUUUUUUGAACUUUUAUCUUGUUCAGUCAUUCAUUGGCUUA